Diachasma alloeum is the source of this 420-nucleotide messenger RNA. RefSeq lists its product as uncharacterized. NCBI's taxonomy places the organism in Eukaryota, Metazoa, Arthropoda, Insecta, Hymenoptera, Braconidae. The record is from RefSeq and is a predicted model, not a curated record. The transcript has 4 exons. The coding region runs from base 1 to 420 and encodes 139 amino acids.
AUGAUGGACGGACGAUUGGAGCGAGACCGAUGGACCAGAAAUGAAAGUCAUAAAAGGCACAGGGAUAUUACACGCGGAUUGCAAGUGGAAAUAUCCGGGAUUGGCGACACCGGAUAUCUCUUCGUUGACCCAUUUCUCGAACUUGAGAGUCGCUCGGUGAUGGAUAGUCUCAGUGCAUUCGCUGAGAUCUUGACUGACUGGUAUCAAAAUGCCUGUGUCGUGACUGGCGCAGCCGUGUCGGACAUUAAAACCCUUUGGAUAAUAACGAGCGGAAGUUAUUUGCAUAAAGGAAAAAUCGUGGGAAAACUUGUGUCAUAUUACCUCAUUGUUUUGGCUAUUUAUAUGAUUGAGACGGCUUUGUGGGUGGAUAGGAAAAUUAUUGAGGUGCUCAGUGGUGUCAUCGUGGAGGCAAAAGAGUAA